AUGAAAAUCGAACUCGACUCCUUUUCUGGCAACAAGAUCUACCCCGGCCGAGGUACCCUCUUCGUCCGAGGCGACUCCAAGAUCUUCCGAUUCUACUCCUCCAAGACCGCUUCUCUGUUCAAGCAGCGAAAGAACCCCCGACGAAUCGCCUGGACCGUUCUUUACCGACGAAAGCACAAGAAGGGAAUCACUGAGGAGGUUUCCAAGAAGCGAUCCCGAAAGUCCGUCAAGGCCGUGCGAGGUAUCGUCGGUGCCUCUCUCGAUGUGAUCAAGGAGAAGCGAAACGCCCGACCCGAGACCCGAAACGCCACCCGAGCCAAGCACGCCGAGGCUGCUAAGGAGCGAAAGGAGAAGGAGGCCGAGCGACGAAAGGCCGCCAAGGCUGCCCACGUUGCCGCCGGAGGCCCCAAGGUCUCCAAGCUCGGUGCUAAGGGCUCUGCUCCCAAGGUCCAGGCUACUUCUCGAUAA
Yarrowia lipolytica CLIB122 is the source of this 468-nucleotide messenger RNA. RefSeq names its product 60S ribosomal protein eL24. Gene Ontology annotation, cellular component: cytosolic large ribosomal subunit. Gene Ontology annotation, molecular function: structural constituent of ribosome; mRNA binding. Gene Ontology annotation, biological process: cytoplasmic translation. The record is from RefSeq and is a predicted model, not a curated record. NCBI's taxonomy places the organism in Eukaryota, Fungi, Ascomycota, Dipodascomycetes, Dipodascales.